AUGGCCGAGCAUGUUAAUGCAGUCCCUCUAUCUCAGCCACAGCAGGAAACGAAGCACCACUCAACUCUUGAAAUAACUGAUGGGGAAGAAGAGAACGAUUCACCCAUCGAAGAAGUGAGGCUGACGGUUCCGGCCACCGAUAACCCAAAUUUGCCAGUUUUAACCCUUCGUAUGUGGAUUCUGGGAAUCCUCUCAUGCGCACUUCUAGCUUUUGUCAACACAUUUUUCUCCUAUCGCCAAAACAGUCUUUGGAUUGGCGCUGUGGCCGCACAAAUUGUAACGCUCCCACUUGGGAAAUUUAUGGCAGCCACCUUUCCAGACAAAAGCAUCGGUUUGCCAUUCACAAAAUGGUCCUUCUCAUUAAACCCGGGACCUUUCAAUCUUAAAGAACAUGUUUUGAUCACCAUUUUCGCUGCUUGUGGUGCCAAUGGUGUAUAUGCUAUAAGCAUUAUCGACAUCGUCAAAGCCUUCUACCGCAGGAAGCUGAAUCCUUUGGCAGCGUUUUUGCUCUCGCAAACUACUAUGUUGCUUGGAUAUGGUUGGGCCGGAAUGCAUAGAAAUGUCCUAGUUGACUCUCCGUACAUGUGGUGGCCUGAAAAUCUAGUUCAAGUCUCGUUGUUCAGAACUUUACAUGAGAAGGAGAAGAGAUCUAGGGGAGGACUUACCAGGCUCCAAUUCUUCUUGUUGCUGUUCACAACCAGUUUCGCUUAUUACCUCGUGCCGGGCUAUUUCUUCCCCGCCAUAUCUUGCAUUUCUGUCGCCUGUUUCAUCUGGAAAAACAGUGUACUUGCCCAACAAUUAGGUUCAGGUUUGCAUGGCAUGGGAAUCGGCUCAUUCGCGUUGGACUGGAAUACCGUUGUCAGUUUCUUGAAGACUCCCAUCUCUACUCCACUCUUUGCCAUUGUCAAUACGUUAGUCGGUUUUUUCUUGUUUGUCUAUGUGGUUAUUCCAGCAGCAUAUUGGUCUAAUAUUUAUGAUGCCAAGAAAUUCCCUUUCUACUCCUCGAAGACCUUUGAUGCGACUGGCCACAAGUACAAUAUUUCCCGCAUUCUGAAUGAUGAAACAUUCACCUUUGAUUUAGCUGGGUACAACAGCUACAGCAAACUUUACAUGAGUGUAUUUUUUGCCCUUAGUUACGGGAUUAGCUUCGCAACAUUAACAGCUACAGUGUCACAUGUUGCACUAUUCUAUUCAGGGACAAUAAGGGAAUUAACAACCAAGACAGCAACAACAUUGAAAGGAAAACUGGGGGAUGUGCACACCAGACUUAUGAAGAAGAACUACAAAGCAGUUCCUAACUGGUGGUUUCACGCUAUCUUGAUUGUAGUAUUUGGACUUUCCCUUCUUACUUGCGAAGGUUUUGGCAAGCAACUCCAACUUCCCUGGUGGGGACUCAUAUUAGCAUGUGGCAUAGCCUGGUUUUUUACCUUGCCAAUUGGGAUUAUUCAAGCCACUACAAACCAGCAAGUGGGUCUAAAUGUUGUCACCGAGAUGGUCAUUGGGUAUCUAUAUCCGGGAAGACCCCUUGCAAACGUGACUUUCAAGACAUACGGCUAUGUUAGCAUGACUCAAGCCCUCACCUUCCUUAGUGAUUUUAAAGUAGGUCACUACAUGAAGGUCCCUCCCAGAUCCAUGUUUCUUGUCCAGUUAAUUGGAACCCUAGUCUCUGCAUCAGUCCAGUUUGGCACAGCUUGGUGGCUGCUCACAUCGAUCGAAAACAUCUGCAACACCUCUCUACUGCCAGAAGGAAGUCCCUGGACUUGUCCUGGUGACGAAGUAUUCUACAAUGCUUCAAUCAUAUGGGGAGUGAUCGGCCCAAAGAAAAUGUUUACCAAGGAGGGCGUAUACCCGGAGGUAAACUGGUUCUUUCUCGUUGGUCUAUUGGCUCCUGUCCCCGUCUGGCUUCUUUCGCGAAAAUAUCCAGAGAAGGAAUGGAUCAAGCUUAUCAACCUGCCACUUAUUCUGGGAGCAACAUCCAGCAUGCCACCUGCAAGAUCUAUAAACUAUAUUGCAUGGGGAGCGGUGGGAAUCUUCUUCAACUUCUACAUCUACAGAAGGUUCAAGGGAUGGUGGGCUAAGUACGCUUACAUCAUGGCAGCUGCGCUCAAUGCUGGGGUUGCAUUCAUGGCAAUACUCCUUUACUUCACUCUUCAGGGCAACGGGAUUGCAGGUCCACAAUGGUGGGGUCUUCAAACCGACGACUAUUGUCCCUUGGCUACAUGUCCAACCGAACCUGGUGUGAAAGUUGAAGGUUGUCCUGUUUUUUGA
Coffea eugenioides is the source of this 2268-nucleotide messenger RNA. Its product is annotated as oligopeptide transporter 1-like. The transcript has 7 exons. The record is from RefSeq and is a predicted model, not a curated record. NCBI's taxonomy places the organism in Eukaryota, Viridiplantae, Streptophyta, Magnoliopsida, Gentianales, Rubiaceae. Bases 1 to 2268 code for a protein of 755 amino acids. Gene Ontology annotation, biological process: transmembrane transport. Gene Ontology annotation, molecular function: oligopeptide transmembrane transporter activity.